AUGAGCCUGGUAGCGAUAGACCGUAUAAAAGGAAAAGGGUUUCCGUUUCCAGUGAGAAAUUUUGUCGAUCUGACUAAAGAUCAGUUCUCGGAAGAAGACGUUAAGAAGGAAUUAGGAGGGUUUGAGUCUGAACAGCGAGGCCACGAUGUGGAGGAAUCGAUAACUCAAAGUAAUAUAAGCUUGAGUGACAUUUUAUCUGUCCAUAAGGCAGAAAUUAAUGCAAGCUGUAAUCCAUACAGYGAAGUGGAGUUUCUCCGUUUCAUUAUAAGGAGGGGAUACGUCCUCGAAGACGGCUUCCGCAGGUUGGAKCGAUGCACCACCGAGGACCUCAAAAACGAGGUCCAGGUGAGCUUUAUGGGAGAGCCAGCUGUCGACGAGGGAGGCCCCAGAAGAGAAUUCUUCACAUUAUUUUUCGAAGAAGUUGGCCGUUCUAAUAUGGUUGAAGGCAGCCCGGGCAAGCUGCAACUUAGCAGUAACUACCAGAGGCUGACCAAUGGUCAUUACAAAUUGCUGGGYAAAAUGAUAACCCUYUCAUUAUUGAAUGGUGGGCCCGGGCCGCAGUUCCUCCAUACUUCAGUGGCAGAACAAAUUGUUCAAACAAAAAAGAGAACUCCCUUAGAAAUAGAAGACUUGGGGGACUACGAGCUUCGUGAACAUUUAAACAAGAUUCAAGAGAUUGAUGAUGACGAAGACUUAAAUAAAUACUGUGACAAAUACUUAUCCAAGAGGUUCGACAUCGGCUACUGUAAGCCAAUCAGUAUUAACGAAAAGACGGAGCUAGCUGAUGCAUUUAUCAACCACAACAUUCUUCACAGUCCUGGCCUAUACCAACUAAUGGAAGUGUUGCGGAAAUCGGAAAAACAGCUUUCGGCCUCCCAACUGCAAGAUCUGUUUAAACCAGGAUUUUCGGAAGCUGGUACCAACCGCCGUACUAUGGAUGAAUCAAUCUUCUUAAACUGGACAUACUUUUUAGAAGAUGUUGAAGCUGGUAAAGUAACUUCCGAAAUACACUCUUUAGAAGAUGGUGAAGGUGCUGCCUAUGAGAUGAAGAAAGAAGAACCGAUAGAACUUAGCGAUAUUCUUCAGUUCGCCACAGGGAGUAGAACCAUACCGCCUGGCGGAUUUGGACAACACCAUGUCAACUGGUCUAGGAAAAUCUAUGCAAACACAUGCGCAACUACUACCAGUAAGCCCCAAAAUGAGGCUGAUGAGCCUCAUGAAGGAGGAAUUUGUAGAAUCCAUUGUCAAUGA
Messenger RNA from Exaiptasia diaphana, 1251 nucleotides. Its product is annotated as ubiquitin-protein ligase E3A. Gene Ontology annotation, biological process: positive regulation of protein catabolic process; protein polyubiquitination; proteasome-mediated ubiquitin-dependent protein catabolic process. Lineage: Eukaryota; Metazoa; Cnidaria; Anthozoa; Actiniaria; Aiptasiidae. The record is from RefSeq and is a predicted model, not a curated record. The transcript has 7 exons. The coding region runs from base 1 to 1251 and encodes 416 amino acids. Gene Ontology annotation, molecular function: ubiquitin-protein transferase activity.